Prosopis cineraria is the source of this 1937-nucleotide messenger RNA. RefSeq names its product probable leucine-rich repeat receptor-like protein kinase At1g68400. Bases 1 to 1761 code for a protein of 586 amino acids. NCBI's taxonomy places the organism in Eukaryota, Viridiplantae, Streptophyta, Magnoliopsida, Fabales, Fabaceae. Gene Ontology annotation, biological process: protein phosphorylation. The transcript is spliced from 2 exons. Gene Ontology annotation, molecular function: protein kinase activity; ATP binding; protein binding. The record is from RefSeq and is a predicted model, not a curated record.
AUGGAGAAAAUGCUGGUUUGCAUUCUUCUUCUUCCUCUCUUUAUCAUAGUUUGUGCAGAUGAGUUCUCAGAAUCUGAAUCUUUCUUCAGUUUCAUGAGAGCCAUUGAUCCCCAAAAUGUACUUAACAUGAGCAACCUGGGAUUUUCAUUACAUCCAUGCUUGCUUGAGAUCAGUGGUAUCAUAAGAUGCAACUCAGAUGCUUCCAAUAUUGUAGACAUAAGCCUUCAGAACAUGAAUCUUAGUGGCAUAAUCAAUGCAGAUUCCUUAUGUAGGCUUCAAAAUCUGGAAAGUGUUAACUUAGCUGAGAAUCGCAUCAGAGGAAACAUUCCUGACUCAGUUGUGCACUGCACAAGGCUGGUGUAUUUGAAUCUAAGCAGCAAUCAGCUGAGUGGGAGGGUACCUAAAACCUUAACAAAACUGAGAUAUCUCAGAACAUUUGACAUCUCUAACAACGAUUUUUCUGAGGAUUCUAGAUUAUCAGAGAGGAAUAGUAAAAGUGAGGGAUUUAAGUUAAGGAAACUGAUGCAAGAUCCAUCAGAAUCAAGUCCUCCUGACAACAAUGAAUCUGGCAGGUCCAAAAGCAAAUGGUAUACAGAUUGGAAAAAGUUGGCACCAAUACUGGGAGGUGUUGGAUUGUUAUCAUUAGCUCUUUUCUUUAUAGGAAAGAAAGCUCCCAAGUUAAAUGAAGGGAAGGAGAAGAUGGAAACCCUUGGAGAUUCUCUGGCCGAGACACAGAAACAAGAACUUUCAGAAGAUGUGAAGAUGAAGAAGAGAUCAGAUUCAGAGCUUGUGUUCUUUGUUGAAGAGCAUGAAAGGUUCACAUUGGAGGACUUGCUUCAAGCCACAGCUGACUUGAGAAAUGAAAGCUUUUGCAGCAGCCUUUACAAGGUAAUACUGAAGAAUAAUAUGCAUUAUGCCGUGAAAAGGCUAAAGAAUUUGCAGGUAUCUUCUGGUGAAUUUGGAGAAACAUUGAGGCAGUUAAGUUACCUGAAACAUCCAAACAUUCUUCCCCUUGUUGGCUAUCGCUCUACAAGUGAAGAAAAACUUCUAAUUUAUAAAUAUCAAAGCAAUGGAAGUCUGCUAUUCCUUCUAAAAGAAUAUAUGCAAGGUAAAAAAGAAUUCCCAUGGAAACUGAGACUGUCCAUAGCAGCUGGGAUUGCAAGAGGUUUGGGGUUCAUUUAUCAGAAUAUGGAAGGUAGAAAGAUCAUUCCUCAUGGAAACCUCAAGCUUUCAAAUAUCCUUCUUAAUGACAAAAAUGAACCUCUGAUCAGUGAGCAUGGACUAUCAAAGUUCUUAGACCCUAACACAUCAUUCUUCUUUGCCUCUCAUGGAUACACUGCUCCAGAAAACAGUUUGACAGAGAAAAGUGAUGUUUUUAGUUUCGGAGUGAUUCUCUUGGAACUGCUAACAGGAAAAAGUAUAGAAAUAAACAGCAUAGACCUACCUAGAUGGGUGACAUCCAUGGUGAGAGAGGAAUGGACAGGAGAGGUGUUUGAUAAAGGAGUUAGAGAAACUGAAUAUCAGUGGGCAUUUCCUGUGCUGAACAUCGCCCUUUUGUGCGUGUCGCGUGUCCCCAAAAAUCGACCAACCAUGGAAGAAGUUUUGGAGAGAAUAGACAAGGUCAUGCAGGAGUAUGAACAUGUUCAGAUGUUGCAGGAUGAACAUGGUUCAACAUGUUGCAAUAAUGGAAGCCAUGAAGUUAUUUGUUCACUGCACAAGAUCAUACCAGAAACAUGGGACUCUCCUGGAUCAAAUUACUGAUAUUGUGCUUGAUGGGCCGAUUUCACCUAGUAAAAUAAGGCUGCUUGUUGUUGUAGAUGAAGCAUGGUCAUCUGGAGUGUGAACCUAGCACAAACAAAGAGAAACAUUCCUCUUCCCCGUGACAAGUAGUGGCAUCAUCUAGCAGAUGAGCAUGGGAAACCUUGAUAUCAUCUGUU